GCCUUCCCGGCGCGACUCCGGCGUCCCCCGCUCGCGCUUGAGUUUCCAAUGGUCGGGCGAAGCGAACGCCCAGGAAGGCUCGCCUGACAGAGCCCGGAGACGCCGAUUACGCAGCUGUAACUAUUCAGCUUUGAGCUGAUAUUAUAUCAGUUGAAGAGGCAACAGGAGACGUUACCAUUGUAUGUUGUCAGAGCCCUCCUACGAUCACCAAAUUUCUCUGGAAACAAGAUGACUUGUAAAAGCUAAUAUAUCAGGAUUUUAUGGAGGUUACUCUCCAGUAACUUAGAUGCAGAAGUAUGCAUCUAAAAUGAACACUUUUCCUGGAAGAGAAAUUUUGAAGCCUCUCAUGAGAACUUAUUUAAAAAUCCAGAUCUUUCAUCGGAAUCAUAUAUAAAGAAGUGAAUCAGAAUGUAUAUUAAUGCUAGAAGAGUUAGAAAAUGUCAGUUUGUGCAACUCUUUACCACCUGUUUUGUUCUGUGCCUCAUGUUUUUUUGGGAAGAAAUUGAUAAUGGAAUUGUGAGCCACAUGAAAUCUUACUCGUACAGGUACCUCAUAAACAGCUAUGCUUUUGUGAACGAAAGCCUAUCUAUUAGCAGAGACAACUUGGACAGGGCAGCAAGCCAUCGAUACUUGAUUAAUCACGAGGAGAAAUGUCAAGGGCAAGAUGUUCUCCUCUUGCUCUUUGUAAAGACUCCACCUGAAAACCGCCACAGGAGAGAUGCAAUUCGACAAACAUGGGGUAAUGAAAAAUAUGCUCAUUACUAUCUUAAUGCCAACAUAAAGGCCUUAUUUGUUUUAGGGCAACCAGGAAAUUUUGCACAGAGAAGUCAAAUGCAAAUGAGGCUGGAAAUGGAAGAUGAGAUGUAUGGCGAUCUGAUUCAACAAGACUUCUUGGAUACUUUCUACAAUCUUACCCACAAAUUACUGUUGCAGUUCAGCUGGGUGAACAACUUCUGCCCUCAUGCCAAGUUUGUUAUGUCAGCCGAUGACGACAUAUUUAUCCACAUGCCAAAUCUUAUUGCAUACCUCCAAAGUCUAGCACAGAUUGGCGCUCAGGAUGUUUGGAUUGGGCGUGUCCAUCGUGGAUCACCUCCCGUGAGGGAUAAAAAAAGCAAAUAUUACGUCCCCUAUGAAAUAUACCCGUGGCCUGCUUAUCCUGACUACACAGCUGGAGCUGCGUAUGUGAUAUCGAGCGAUGUGGCAGCUAAAGUAUUCCUAGCCUCACAGACUCUUAAUUUGAGUCUUUAUAUAGAUGAUGUUUUCAUGGGGCUCUGUGCCAACAAGAUGGGAAUUGUACCACAGAAUCACGUCUUCUUUUCUGGGGAAGCUAAGGCUCCAUAUCAUCCUUGCAUUUACAACAAAAUGAUGACUUCCCAUGGACAUGUAGAAGACCUUCACUAUCUUUGGAAACAGGCUACAGAUCUGAAAGUGAAAAAUGUUUCUUCUGGAGCUUGGGGUAGGAUAUAUUGUAGAAUGGUUAAUAUUAUGCUUCUUUGCAGAUUAUAUUUCCAGGAUACAUAUCCCUGUUCUGCUGCAUUUUCCUAAUACUUGAGAAAAUCAAAAUAGAUUUACUGAGCCAAAAAUGAAUAAGGAAAUCAACUGUUUUCUACACAACAAAUUCAAAUGAACACAGAAUAAAAAAAAAAUAAAAGCUUGCCUACAGAUUGCACAGUUGUUUCUCCAAAAGUACAUUAUAAUUAUAAAAACAGAUUUAUAAAAACAUUAUAAUAAAGUUUUCCACCAGAUAAUUUUAAGAAUUGGAUAGUUCUUAAAGAAAAUUAAAAUGUAUGCAUCUCAAUCUGGAACUAUAAAAUUACCAAAUGGAAAUGAAUUCUGCCACAGAUUGGUUUAAAAACAUACAUUUUCUGAUGCAGUAAAAUCUGUAGGUUACACAGAGAAAGAUAGGUCAAAGUACUCGCUGUGACAGUAUACUAAUGCAAUAACAUUUUCUUUCCAUACACGAACACAAUACUAUCACUUCUAAGCACACAAUUACAUUUUGAUCUAAUGUUUUUAGAACUGAAUGCUUGUAUAUGUUUCAUUAUAUGAUCACUCAAGAUGAAUUAAGAAACCUUGAUUCUAGGCAAGUGGUGCUACUGUUAACAUUAAACACUUUUAAGUGAAUCCUGCAAAGCUGUUGUCUCAAUAACAAAAGUUCUUGAGAAGAGAAAGUGCUUCAACUUUUCUGCGACAUUUCAUAGAUCUAACCUGCACAAUAAACAUAAACAUCAUAAAAUUGUGAUGGCCAUGCCCCAAUACACCAAUUUAUCUUUGAACAAAGGCCACGUUUUAUUUAUUCAGUUGAUGUUCACUGCAAAUGUAUUUAUCUCCCCAAUGAUUCACGUUAUUCUUGAGAAGCAAGAGAUAUUUUUAAGAGAUUAACACUGAAGUUACACUCCAAGAACACAGACAGGUAUAAACCCUGCAAAACACUUUUUAAAAAUGUUAUAUAUUUAAUUCCAAUUUUACUUUCAAAAGCUAUGAAAUCGGCGUGUAUGUGAUUAUGCAGCAUAAAAAUAUUUAGAUGUAAACUGUUUACAUCCAAUCUGUGCCAGUUUUAUAAAUAAGUAGUUUUUUCUUAACCAAAGUUUCAGUAACUUUACCAUUUACGAUCUUGCAACUAAAAACUUCUCUCUCCCAUUCUGUAUUUCUUCACUUAGUAUGAGUAAAAUAGCUACAUCUUCUAUUUACAGAAUGGGAUGAAACAGGGUCAUGUUGUCUGUAUGCCUCCAGACAUAUAUUUCUGUCGAAAAUUUUUGGAGGAACAGCUUUAUCGGUUCCUUCUUCUCUAUUUACUGACUUGUGGCAUGGAAAACAAGGCAAAUUUAAUAUGGAUUUUAUUGGGGGUGAGAUUUCUAUGUAACUCUAAUCAGUUUCAAAAUAACAUAAAGCUGACAACAGCUAGUGAUAGAUCAUAGACAUAAAAUGCUAGAACAUCCUGAUUUAGCAGUCAAGCAAACAUCUGAUUUGUCUGUUUUGUCAGUCAAAUUAAAUGCUUGCGUGUUUGCAGGAUUAUGAACUCACACUUGUAAGUUGUGUUAACUCCGAAAAGGCUGUACAUGGUUUUUUUUUUAUUUUCAGCAGGUCUGUUAUGUUUAAAAAGUAUUAGCUAGGCGUUAAGGAACAGAGUUGUAUACUGUUUUAGCAUAGAGAAGAAUGUUUAACCAUUUAAAGACAUUAUGAAAGCAACCUUUUUUCCCCCAGGAAAGGGAGCUAGAUGGUUUCUUAAACUUGGGAAUCUGAACAUUAUCUUUAAAAUUUUUAAGCUAGAAAUUCUUAGGUUUACGAGUGUUCCAGAUGCAAGGCUGUUAAUACUAUUUUUUUCUUUACUUCACACGUAAUUGCUUCAGCCUGAAUGGUCACUUCAGGUACCUGUUGUUCCACAACUGUUUGUUAAAACUAGUUUUUGCCUGUUUGGUUUGCAGCUAUUUGAUUUUUUUUAAAAAAAACUCUAAAAGUAGCA
Molecule: messenger RNA, 3463 nt
Organism: Python bivittatus (Burmese python)
Lineage: Eukaryota; Metazoa; Chordata; Lepidosauria; Squamata; Pythonidae
Gene: B3GNT5
Product: UDP-GlcNAc:betaGal beta-1,3-N-acetylglucosaminyltransferase 5
Biological process (GO): protein O-linked glycosylation
Cellular component (GO): Golgi membrane
Molecular function (GO): N-acetyllactosaminide beta-1,3-N-acetylglucosaminyltransferase activity
Source: RefSeq, a predicted model, not a curated record